CUCCAUAAACAUUCACUCGGGUGUCAACAUUAAAUAUACGCGUUAUCGGGCACGGUACAUUUAACAUUAAUUUACGUUACAUUAGGGAAUUUUGCGUAUACGUACUAUUUUUUCUCUCUCGUUUGUAUUAUAUAUAUAUAAAAUAAAAAAAGAAGAAUAAGCAAGCCACAUCACACAGCAUGAGCAGCCAAGAGAUAAAGCGAGUCUGCACGAGGUCCCUGGCGCCGAGGGACUUCAUCAACGCGAACAAAGUCAAGGUGGUGAUCGACGAGCAGCCCUGCGGCAAAGUGAGAUACGAUCGUCGGGCGCAGGGCGGCCAGGCCGCGACUCCGCUGCUCGGCGCGCGCAGCCUCGGCCGACCCGGCGAGAAAAAGUCCUAUCCGAGUCUGCGCGUGCUGAAUUGCCGCGGGCCGGGCCUCGUCCUGGUCUCGCUGGUGACCGAGCAGGCGCCCUAUUAUCCGCACCCGAACAGGCUCGCGAGGCUGCGCGGCGCCGCCGACAGCAAGUGCCAGAACGGCGUCUAUCUGAGCGAGAUCGACAGUCGAGACGGCGAGGGUGACACGAUGAAGGUGGUGUUUAAAAAUUUGGCCAUUCAGCGCGUCGACGAGAGAGACGUGGCCGCCGAGCUGGAGAUCAGGAAGAAGGCCAAGGUUGAUCCGUUUCAAACUGGUUAUGAACACGCGAGCGAGACUUCGAAGAUAGAUCUCGGAUGCGUGAGGAUGUGCUUUCAAGUCUUCCUGAAGAACAAAGUAACGCAGAAGUUCGACGUAAUGCUGGAUCCCGUCAUUUCCGAACCGAUUUUGGAUACCAGCGCGGAAAACGACAUCUCGAUACAGUUCGCGAGCCACGCGAGCGACUCCGUGAUCGGCGGCACGGAGAUGUGCGUGCUGUGCAAGAGGCUCGACCGGGACGACAUCAAGGUCGUGUUCCACGACGCGGAGUCGGGCUGGAAGUGCGAGGCGCGCCUCUGCUCGCCGGGCGUCUGGAACAGGUGCGCCCUGCUGUUCAAGGUGCCGACCUACUGCGACCCGGGCAUCGAGGAGCCGCGCCAGGUCACGGUGCAGCUGCGCAGGCCGAGCGACGGCGCGGUCAGCCAAGCCGUGCCGUUCACGUAUCGGCCGGUGGCGCCCAGGACCAGCGGCCGCAAGAGAAAGAGAGAUCCGGUGUUCGAGGAAACCACCGACGAUCUCGAGAGAUUGGCCGAGGAAGAUGCAAAUCUCAUAACUAUCAUCGAUGAGAGUAUACUAAACAUUGAGCCGUGGCAGCUACCUGAACGUUCAUUAUUAAGCAUGAGAUAUUCCAGUUAUAAUUAUGAACCUUCAAAGUCAACCGGCAGAUGUCAAACCGAUUUGCCGGAAAUUCGGCACGAUAACAUCGAUGAGGAAUUAGCUAAAUGGGAAAAUAUGUACAAUGACGGUAACCCGUCCGACGUUGACAAGUUUGUUUGUCAUCAAAGUUUCGCUCCUUACACACCGGAAUCAUUAAAAGACGAUGAUGCAGAUAGUAAAAAACCUGCUUCGCCUGAUUCAACUGAAUUGCUAGAUGAGCGACUGAACUCGAAGAGAAAGUACAAAAUUCAUCCCGUCAAGGAUGCGGCUGGAUUGAAUCAAAUCGGCAGAAAUCUACUAGAUAUUGAUCCAAAUUGGCUCGAGCAGGACGCUUAUUUGAGGCAUCGUCGAUGAUGAAGGUGUAUAUUUUCCGAAAAAAACGAUGGUUUAUCCGAUGUACCAUAGCCACGCUUCCGUAUCGAUGAAUUAUUCCGAAUUGCGGGUGAAGAGCGAAUUUUAUUUUUUUUUGGUUUAAUAUAGAAUAAAAUGCGUACAGAUUUUUAUUGUUUAAGUUUUUGGCCUGUAAUAUACGUUUUAUGUAAAUACAUAUAGAUAUAACGUUCGUCUUGGAAUAAAACAAUUUCAUGAAAAUGAA
Molecule: messenger RNA, 1923 nt
Organism: Trichogramma pretiosum
Lineage: Eukaryota; Metazoa; Arthropoda; Insecta; Hymenoptera; Trichogrammatidae
Product: embryonic polarity protein dorsal-like
Exons: 8
Coding region: 180-1682 (500 amino acids)
Biological process (GO): response to cytokine; non-canonical NF-kappaB signal transduction; canonical NF-kappaB signal transduction
Cellular component (GO): cytoplasm
Molecular function (GO): DNA binding; DNA-binding transcription factor activity
Source: RefSeq, a predicted model, not a curated record